Messenger RNA from Paramecium sonneborni, 708 nucleotides. NCBI's taxonomy places the organism in Eukaryota, Ciliophora, Oligohymenophorea, Peniculida, Parameciidae. The record is from the annotation of a GenBank genome assembly.
AUGGAUUUAUACCACUACUUAUUCAAAUUCAUAAUAGUUGGAGAUGCAAGUGUAGGAAAGUCUUGUAUAUUACUUAGAUAUACAGAGAAACAGUUUAGAGAUGAACAUGAUACUACAAUAGGAGUUGAAUUCGGAUCAUAAAUAUUAAAGAAGAAUGAAAAAACAUUGAAAAUACAAAUUUGGGAUACUGCAGGUUAAGAAUCAUUUAAAUCAAUAACAAGAUCAUAUUAUAAAGGGUAAGUAUUAUUUUAUAUAAAUUAGCUCUAUUGGAGUACUUUUGGUCUUUGAUAUAACCAAUCGUGAAUCUUUUCAUAAUGUUUAAAAAUGGUAUAAUGAAGUGAAUGAACAGGCAGCAUCUAAUUGUACAAUUGUAUUAGUAGGCAAUAAAACAGAUCUUGAAUCAUAGUAAUUUUAUUUAUUAUAAUUAGACGUAAGAUUACAACAAUUGAGGCAAAAGCUUUGGCAGAUUAAUAUAAGAUGCUAUAUAUUGAAACAUCUGCAAAAACUAAUUAGAAUAUUGAUAAUCUCUUUGAGACCACUGCAUAACAAAUCUUAGAUAAAAUUGAUAAAAAAUUAAUUGAUUUUGCUAAUGAAGUAAUUCAAUUACAUUAUAAUUUAGGAUAGUGGCAUUAAAUUAGGGACUUUUUAUAAAUAAGGUAAGGAUGCAAAUAAAGACAAAGACAAUGAUUGUAAAUGUUGAGAUCGGCC